Egretta garzetta (little egret) is the source of this 2309-nucleotide messenger RNA. RefSeq names its product beta-crystallin B3-like. Gene Ontology annotation, biological process: visual perception; lens development in camera-type eye. The record is from RefSeq and is a predicted model, not a curated record. Bases 1815 to 2309 code for a protein of 164 amino acids. Lineage: Eukaryota; Metazoa; Chordata; Aves; Pelecaniformes; Ardeidae. The transcript has 6 exons. Gene Ontology annotation, molecular function: structural constituent of eye lens.
AAGAUCUAUAAAUAUGUUAUUACUUCUUAAAUGAUAGAACAUCCUGUAAUACACUUUAUACAAUUCUAUUUUCAUUCCAAAUAAUGCUUGUUGAAUUUUUUUUAUGCUUUUGUUGCCACGUGCUAUUUUUUUUGCAGUUAAUACGAGCUGGGAGCGAGCCCUUUGCUUCAGCGCUUCCUUCAGGGACGCUUUUUCCUUAGGUACUGGGCCCUGCCUUAGAGCAGGUUUGGACUCUUGUCCCAGCAGUGUCUGAGCAGUAACAACCACGGUGGAGAUCCUGGCGUCCCCGUGGCGUGCGGCGCCCUCGCCCCUUCCCUUACAGCCCCUCAGCUGCUUUUGCUCGCUUAAAAAGCUGCACGGCUGGAGUGAUGGGUUUUAAAAGUGAAAGUCCAGUUUGUGGCAUUUCAGAAGCCUUCUUUUCUGAUGGCACUUUUCUCUCGUUAUUACCAGAAAUCCUCCCCCCGCUUCAGUUUGUCGCUUGGGGAUCUGCACAGUCCUCCUGUUUCUUUUUAUUGGAAUCCCCGGUGGUGGAUUUUUUCCUUUUUAUUUUUCUGCUUGCAAAUUCACCUUUGUAAGGUCUGCGUGGCUUUAAUUUGGGUCCUUUAAUUGGGGUUGCUGUUCCGAGCCUUGCUGUGCUUUGGUUUUGAUUCCUCCAGAGAAAGGUGCAGCCUUUGAAGUCUGAAACCUUUUUAUAGCGUGGCCCUAGAGGAGUUAACCCCUCAGGUCUUUGCUUGCACAGAAGUUUGCUUUACCCUCUUGCUUGUUUGCAAACACUUACUGGCAAACUGUUAAAUGCCCCGUGUGGGCGAGUUCCACGCAUGGGCUGUCCAUCGUCCGCUCCGCCUGGAGCAGCAGCGUCACCAGAGCUUUAUAACCCUUAGUGCUUGUGCAAACACCCCGAAAUGCACCGCCUGUCUUGGGUAUUAAACCCAGGAUGUGGUUUCAUGUCAAGGCGUUACGUGAAGACCUGAGGUACCAAAAUAGCCUAGCGGGGUCAAGGCAGUUCCAAGACAAAUAUCAAAUAAAUAAUUUUAAAUACAAUGCUUUAAGAGUCUGCGCCCCAGUAGAAGGCACUUCUGGUUCUACACCUUUUUCUCCUUACUACAAAAAAAAAAAAACGUGUUGCUGAUGCUACGGUAUUACUGCCCUGGGUGUUGGUGGUGUAGGAAGCGAGAGCUCCUCUGUGGACAUUUAACUUGAUCCUCUGGAGCCAGAGGAACCAGAGCUCCUCUGGGGUCCCCGUGCUCCUCUGGGGUCCCCGCGCUCCUCUGGUCCCAGCCCAAAUCCACUCCGUCUGUGUGGGACCCCCAGUGUGUGGAGGAGAGCAGGAUUGCCGGCACGGGCGAGGCUGUAUCUGCUUGUUGAACAUCCUUGUGAAGUCAGUUGACCGUGGGGUCCUGGGAGGUGGCCCUGUGUUCAUGCGUGGUGUGGUGGAAGGGGUUUGCUGAUGAUCUUACUGUAGAUACCCGGCUUCGAACUGUAAACCCACGCUUUCUCCUGGGAUGCCUUGGUUUGCUGGGAGACGGGGAGUUCCGCGUGCUGCCAGGCAGGGUGGCCCUUCCGCAGAAGGUCCCGGGGCCACGUUUCCAGCCCCACUACUGCUGUUGCCAAGCCAGCCCCCGUGAACGAAGCCAACUAUUCCAGUACAAGUGCGGUGCCGUCACCGUGACUGCUCGCGUGGAGGAGACGCCGUCGGUCAGCGAUCGCUGUCUUCGCCUUCCCGACGGCCGCUGGUGCGAGCCCCCGGUGCAGAGGCAGCGGAGCAGCCUGCAGCCCACCCCGCGUCCCGAGGUGCUCGGGAUCCGUCGGGCACCAUGACUGAGCAGCAAAGUCCCCCCGAGCAGAUGGUGACUGGGGAGGGUGCUGGCGAGCGAGGUGGCAAUUACAAGAUCACGAUCUAUGAGCUGGAGAAUUUCCAGGGGAAGAAGUGUGAGCUGACGGAGGAGCUCCCCAACAUCAACGAGAAGGAGCUGGAGAAGGUGGGCUCCAUCCAGGUGGAGUCUGGCCCGUGGCUGGGCUUCGAGCGGCAAGCCUUCGCGGGGGAGCAGUUUGUGCUGGAGAAGGGGGACUACCCACGCUGGGACUCCUGGUCCAACAGCCACAACAGCGACAGCCUCAUGUCCAUCCGCCCCCUCCAGAUCGACAGCCCCGACCACAAGAUCGACAGCCAGGAGCACAAGAUCGUGCUGUACGAAAACCCCAGCUUCACCGGCAAGAAGAUCGAAAUCAUCGACGACGAUGUGCCCAGCUUCCACGCGCACGGCUACCAGGAGAAGGUCUCGUCUGUGCGGGUGCAGAGCGGCACGUGA